Molecule: messenger RNA, 1795 nt
Organism: Nezara viridula (southern green stink bug)
Lineage: Eukaryota; Metazoa; Arthropoda; Insecta; Hemiptera; Pentatomidae
Source: the annotation of a GenBank genome assembly
UCAUUGUCCACUUUUGCUGGCGAAAAUAUCAUGAUUUCGGCGAAAAUCCGAAGCAACUAUAUAUACUUCGAAAAUUGCAUAUGAUCAGAUAUUAAUUCAAAUGAUUUAGAACAUACAAAUAAAUUUUGGAGUUAAAUAAUUUAUUUCAAAAUUUCGAAAGAAAUUGAUUGACAUGUCGAUAUACAAAAAAUACAUAAAGAACGAGCCCAGAUGGAAGGAUAUUUAUGAAACAUGUCCUGAAGUCCCAUCAAUUUCAAAAGGACAAAUGACUUUGAAGGUUCCUAUCACUGUAUUCCAUGAUAACAGGAAAAGACUAUUAAAGGAACUGCGGAAAGGUAGACCACACGCUAUCGUAGUCAUCCAAGCGGCUGGUUCUACAUGCUGCCUUGCUAAAAGAACCUAUGUACAGGACUCUAAAUUUUUCUGGUCAUUCGGGUACCAAAAAUCUGCAGCCAUUGGUAUCAUCGAUGUAUUCAAAAAUAAAUCAUAUUUAAUUAUUCCACGUUUAAGCUGCGAUUUGGAAUGUUGUAAGAAACAAGCUAUGAGGAGAGAAAUAAAAAAACAAUUUUGGGUGAAUGGUGUUUAUUAUUUGGAAGAACUUGAAUCAUUGCUGGAAUAUUUAUGGGAAACUGAUUGCAGUGAAUUUCUAAUAUUGGACUAUCAGAAACCGGAACUGCCAGCAUGUAUGUUUAAGUAUGAAGUCGAGUCUAACGAACUUCGCCAAGUCAUGCAUAACCUCAUGGCAUACAAGACAGAAAAAGAGAUAAAAAUUUUGUGUUAUAUUGCAAAGAAUUUAGAGAGUGCCCUAAUUCAAAUCAUUCACAGGCUCAGGCCAGGCAUGACUCACAACCAGUUGGAAGCUUGGUACUGUUUCUUCAUGACCUACAAGAGUGGUUUUGAUCAGCUGACGUUCUGCAUUUUUUCUGGAAGUGAUAAAAUGGAUCACGAUUCGUACAUAAGACGAUCUUAUUUCUCUAGGCGAGAAAGAGUGUUCAAAGAAGGUGAAGUGUGCAUUAUAGAAGCGGGGGCAUCCUAUUUUGGUCAUAAGCUAUCUUUGGGGAUUGUCAUACCUGUAAGCGAAAACUUUAACCGUUUCCAGAAAAAAGCAUACGAAGCAAUGUUAGGAAUGAGGCAAUGUAUCUUUCAGGAUUUGAAAGUAGGUUUGCCUAUGGAAUGUCUACGUAGAACCGCAGAAAAAUAUCUCCUAAAAUUUUUGGUCGAAUCUGACUUACUACGUGGUACAGUUGAAGGGGCAUUUGAAAAUGGCGUAGCCAGACUUCUGAUACCUUCUCGUCUUGUCCGGUCUAUGGACGUAGGUUGCAAAGAUCUUAAGGAACUGGAGUUAGGAAAGUCAUACUUAAUUCAAUCUGGUUGUUAUUUCGCUAAGCGUACAUUGGACGAGGUCUACCAGAAUUCAGUUUUUGUGCAGUAUCUUACGCCUAACCUGCGUGAUUACGAAGACAUCGUGGUCAAAGUGAGCGAUCCGGUUAUUAUUACGACUGACGGUUUUAGAUUUUUGUCCAAUAUGCCCAGAGAUUGGUGUAUCAUAAGGGACAUGAGGUUAGAAGACGAAUUUAAAAAAAGUGAUUCAACUAUUGAAGUUGAAAAACAAAACUUGAUGGUUAGGCCAAGUUUAUUUACCGUCUGCCCAUGACAGGUCAUUUCGAUGUUAAUAUUUAAUUAUAAAAGUAAUUAAUGUUUUUUUCAAGAUUAUUGGUCUACUUAGAUGUUUAUAAAUAAAUAAGUAGUAUAUAUACAUAUAUUAUAUCGAAUUACAAACACAUGGUUAAAAAAU